AUGGUAAAACAAAUCUUCAAAAAACCGGUAGGGUCGGAAGAGCCCUGCUCCCUGGAGUUGAGAGGAAAACAAGGAAGCCCCACGCGGAUGUUGCAGGUCGUGGCUGGUUUUGCGGUCAUUUGGGCGGUGGCCAUGGCAUUGACUAUGGCCCUGAGACAAGGCCCCGUCCCCUCUGCACCUAGCCUGGGGCCACCGGGCGGGGACUAUAGUCACCAGGGAGAGCCGCCGGAUGACGGGGGCGAGUCCUCAGGAAACAACAACUCAUGCAGUUUUGUCCUGGUGGAGAGCUUCCCGCUCGACAUGCCCUACACGCCCAGCAGCCCGAUGGGGCAGCCCAUCUCCCAGGCCUGGGGACGGCUCCUGGACAUGGCUCGAGAGAGUGUCCACGUGGUUUCGUACUACUGGUCCCUUACAGGAGCGGACAUCGGGGUCAACGACUCGUCUUCUCAACUGGGAGAAGAGAUCCUGAAGAAGUUGGAAAGCUUACCGGCCAGGAACGUCUCCCUGCUGGUCGUGGCAAGCAUCCCCACCCUGGCAUUGGCGUCAGAGGACCUAAGGGUGCUGGAGCGAGCAGGGGCUCAGGUAAGGAGAGUCAACCUGGGCCGCUUGACCCAGGGCGUCCUGCACAGCAAGUUCUGGGUGGUGGACAUGCAGCAUAUUUACCUGGGAAGUGCCAACAUGGACUGGAGGUCCCUGACACAGGUGAAGGAGCUGGGGGCCGUCAUCUACAACUGCAGCCGCCUCGCCAGGGAUCUCUGGAAAAUCUUCCAAACCUACUGGGAUCUGGGCACUCCUGGGGCUGUCAUCCCGCCCUCCUGGCCGCAGAACUAUUCCACCAGCAUCAACAGCCACCGGCCCUUGGACGUGGACUUCAAUGGGACGGCGGCCGAAGCUUUCCUCGCGGCGUCUCCCCCGGCUCUGUGCCCCCGAGGACGCACCCACGACCUGGCUGCACUGCUGCAGGGCAUCAUGGAGGCCCAGGAGUUUGUGCACAUCUCUGUGAUGGAAUACUUCCCCACCACCCGCUUCCAGAAACCGCCCAGGUACUGGCCCGUCAUCGACAACGCCUUGAGGGCUGCCGCCUUCAACCGCAAUGUUCCCAUCCGGCUCUUGGUCAGCUGCGGGGUCGACACUGACCCCUCCAUGUUGGCUUACCUCCGCUCUCUCCGAGCCCUCCACCACCCGGAAGCCAACAUCACCGUGGAGGUGAAAAUCUUCAUCGUUCCCAUCAAGAAUCACUCAAACAUCCCUUUUGGCCGACUGAACCACAACAAAUAUAUGGUCACGGAGAAGGUGGUCUAUAUUGGAACCUCCAACUGGUCAGAAGAGUAUUUCAGCAACACAGCCGGGGUGGGCCUCAUCCUCAGGCCGAAGGCCUCGGACCCCCAGAGACGGCGUUGGGCCGCUCGGGAACUCGUGCAGCGCGUGUUUGACCGCGACUGGAGUUCCGACUAUGCCGUCAGCCUGGAAGACCUGCCCGGCCACCCUGACUGUGCCUGGACAGAGCAGCCCGGAGGCCACUGAGGGCAGGGGCGCCUUCCAAAGCCCCCUCACCUCCUCCCACAAGUCUUUGUGGGC
Molecule: messenger RNA, 1578 nt
Organism: Tachyglossus aculeatus (Australian echidna)
Lineage: Eukaryota; Metazoa; Chordata; Mammalia; Monotremata; Tachyglossidae
Gene: PLD4
Product: phospholipase D family member 4
Exons: 10
Coding region: 1-1524 (507 amino acids)
Biological process (GO): phagocytosis; hematopoietic progenitor cell differentiation
Cellular component (GO): nucleus; trans-Golgi network membrane; phagocytic vesicle
Molecular function (GO): catalytic activity
Source: RefSeq, a predicted model, not a curated record